Molecule: messenger RNA, 1651 nt
Organism: Scaptodrosophila lebanonensis
Lineage: Eukaryota; Metazoa; Arthropoda; Insecta; Diptera; Drosophilidae
Exons: 9
Coding region: 176-1288 (370 amino acids)
Source: RefSeq, a predicted model, not a curated record
GAAACAAAUGGCAAACGAUGAAACGAGUAAAAUUGGUCAGGAAAAAUUCGAGUGGUUUGCAGUUUGAAAAAAUUCUUCGUUGAGGAUAGAUCGCUAUUUUUUAGGAGUAAAUUAAAUUCGAACGAGUUCAACGAAUAUUUCUUGUGCUUGAAAAACACAAAACAAUUCGAUCAAAAUGUUUAAAAGCCAUUUGGAAAUGAUCGGUCGCAAUGAGACCCCCAGCAAGAAGGCGAAAUUCUGGCAAUCCUACAUCAGAUCCCUGAAAGGAUCCGAGGAUAUUCGCGCCCAUGAAACCCCGAGAGCCUCACGUCCAUACAGCUCCUACCUGGAGACACCACCAUACAGGAGCAUCUAUGAUGAGCCCUCGACGGCCAACGAACGUGUGCAGUCCACUGGCUACAGAUACUUGCCCGUGAGCCGUGACACCUACGGUUACUCGCCACGUGCCAUCUACGAUCAUCACUACAGCAGAACUAUUCCAGCUAACUACGACGCAGAGAAGGCCUGGAAUGAUCAUUUGAAGCGCAUGCAGGAAAUUGAGCGCAGAUAUCCAUCUCGCUAUGGUCUCUACUUGAGAGACAAGCCAUUGACACCCAAUUCUUUGGUGCCUUUGGAAUACGAGCCAGAAGACAAGCUGCUGGCAGAACUCAACAAGGCGCGUCGCUCGGCAUCGCCAGCACGUCCCAGUCGUUCGACUCGCGCCGGCAGCGAACCCUAUGUGCCUCCUCCAGUUUACUGGAACCGUGAUGGCAGUGUGCCACGUGGACCAUCCGUUUUCGACCGUGCAACCAGCUUGGCUCCGUUCACGAGGCCACUUUUCCGUGCCAGCUCGCUGGAACCAUUGGAUGAACUCUUUGAACGUAAGUCGCCCGAGGUAGAGGCAGCGGCAGCGGCAGCUGAAGCUGAAGCUGCCGGGCCAGCUGUGGCUAGGCCGAGCAUUUUUGAGCGCGCCGGCUCGCCAAGUCCCACUCCUGUCAAAGCCGGUCGCUGGGGACCUCGUCCCACUGAAGUCGCCUAUGAUGCUGAUGGACUUCCAAUCUUCCAUCCGCGUAACCGCAUAAGGGAUAUGUUGAGCCCCAGCCCUCACUUGCCCAUCUCAUCGAUUGUGCGCGAUCCCUUCUGGUGGGACGUUGAUGAUUUGGUGCCCUUCCGUGCCACUUCAGUGCCCCUUUUCCGUGCAUCAAGCCCCGUGGCACGUGAUUCGUACUUGUCGCCGGUGAAGAACCGUUACUUGUGGUCGAGGCACCCUGCCAGACCCUUGACACCUGAGGAAGAGGAAAUUUUCUAAGAAAAUCACAUCUCAAAAUCGUUAGCUGUAUCAAACGCAAUUCUAAUCAAAACCGAUGCUAUGUAUAUCAUAUGGCAUUUUAAAAUUUCUUUAUAAUAUACAAUUUACAAAUAUCACAUGUAACGAAAUGUUAAGCAAUCAAAUUGCACACCGCUCGAUUUUGUAAACGAACGACAACGAAUUACAACAACCUAUAACGAUGACUUAAACAACAGCAAGGACAACCACAACGAAUGCAUAAUGGGGCCCCCAAACGAUGAGCUUUGUUUUCCACUCAAACAACUGCAAAAUGAAUUUAAUAAAAAGUAGCAAGACCCGACUUAAAUUAUAAUAAAACAUAGUUUAUAGUCUUUAAAUCCUCCA